GGCCACGCGAUUGGCGCGUGGCGCACACCCGCACCCGCAAAGGCCGAUUUGGCGCUAAACAAGCAUCAUGACAUAACCACCUGGUUUUGGAGCAUUGCCGUCCCCGGUCCCCCAUGGACAACUCGCACAACGAAACGAAAAGAUGAUUGACCGAUAGUAGUAGCCAAAACACCAAAAAAAGAGACUCCGCCAUUUUCCCUCUUCCCUUUCUCUCUCGUUGCUUCAAUCAAGCGCAAUGCCCCGCGCCCCUCUCCUCCGCAUCCCAUAUACAGAUCCUCUACCCGCACCUCGUAUCAUUCCCGCAAGCGCCACAACAAGCAGCGGCGCCAUUGCUGCGCUUGUAGACUUUUUAUCGCCAUGCCUGCCUUCCCGGUCGUCUUCUUCGCGCCCUGCGUUCACACCCCGUGAUGCCAGACCAGCAAAGACGCUGCUCCUCACCGGCGCAGGUAUAUCCGUAGCUUCGGGCCUCGCAGAUUACCGCGGCGCAAACGGGACGUAUACGCUAAACAAGACGUACCGACCCAUUUACUACAAUGAAUUCUGCGAUAGCCACGAGGCACGGAAACGGUACUGGGCACGGAGUUUCAUGGGGUGGACGAAUCUCGAGCGCGCAAAGGCGAACGCGGCGCAUGUGGCGUGUGGGGAGUUGGGGAGAUUAGGGGUUGUUGGGGAGGUGAUUACACAGAAUGUCGAUUCCUUUCACUCAACUACGCAUCCGCACCUCCCCACCAUCGAACUCCACGGCUACCUCCGCAACCUCGUCUGCAUCACCUGCCGAAACGAGUAUUCACGGCGUAUAUUCCAGUCCCAACUCUCCGCCUUAAAUCCCUCGUGGGCUGCGUUUCUAGCAGAGAUGCUGGAGACGGGCGCGCUGGAUACUGAGAAUCCGCUUGAGCGCCGGAAGAGGGGGUUGAAGACGAAUCCGGAUGGCGAUGUGGAUAUCCCUGAUGCACCGUAUACUACGUUUCGGUACCCCGCGUGUCCUACGUGUCUGGAAAAGCCGCCGAAGCGGGCGGACGGGAGCGAGGUUAGUGUAAAGGUUGAUGCGGACGGGGCAUGGGAUCCGCAGAGUGAGGGUGGGGUACUGAAGCCUGCUGUUAUUAUGUUUGGGGAGUCGAUACCUGCGGCUACGAAGGUGGCGGCUGAGCAGGCUGUUGAGGUUGCGGGCAGGGUUCUGGUGAUUGGGAGUAGUCUAGCCACGUAUUCUGCGUGGCGGCUUGUGAAGAAGGCGAAGGAGAUGCAUUUACCGAUUGGCGUCUUGAACAUGGGUGGAGUACGGGGUGAAGAAACGUUUUUCGGGAACAUAAACGAUGUGAAUAUGGGGAGCGAUGCUGUAAGGUUGAGCGAGAAUGCGGAGCGGAUACUUCCGAGUGUUGUUGGGAUUUUAGCGCAGAUGAAGGAGAAGAAUAGAUAGAUGGUUUACCAAUCUGUAGUUUCAUAUUUCUUAUGGAUAAGAGAAAGAAAGGAAGAAAAAAAUCCUGAUUCCAUACUAAAAGAGAAAAAGAACGGUACAGGACAUCAAUCUUUGUGGUAUCAAAGGCGCGAAAACAAGAAAAAAAAGAAAAGAAAAGGGUUAUCUAAUGCCCGCAAGAGACUUUAUACAUAUGUGCAUAUAAACGGUUUUCAAACACCGCCAGAA
Bipolaris sorokiniana ND90Pr is the source of this 1639-nucleotide messenger RNA. RefSeq lists its product as uncharacterized. Bases 236 to 1414 code for a protein of 392 amino acids. The transcript has 2 exons. Gene Ontology annotation, molecular function: NAD+ binding. The record is from RefSeq and is a predicted model, not a curated record. NCBI's taxonomy places the organism in Eukaryota, Fungi, Ascomycota, Dothideomycetes, Pleosporales, Pleosporaceae.